CCCCCGCCGACCAAUAACAAGUCAGACCUCCCCAACGCCCCGACCGUGAUCCGAUGGCAGCCCGGCAUUGUAAAUCGCACCUGCAUAAUUGGCCCAUUACUAAUAUCCCGAUGGGUUCUUGGUUCUGCCAUUUUUCACCGGCCCUCCAUGGUCGCCGAGCUAACUCACCCUUGACAUCAUCCCACUCUCCAAAAAAAUAAUUCUGCUUAGAAACCAGAAACCCUCUUCUUCAAACUUCGCCGACCGCGAAAAUGCCUCCUCCAAUACCCGUAGGCUGCACGCGCGCGUAUUCGUCCUCAUCCGCCGCGAAGGUUCUCGUAAGGCUAUUAUGUGCAUCUUCGGCGCAUCCGUCUAUAAGUAGCAGCGGACCUAUCCUAGAUGUUCUGCUACCGCCACGGACCCGAUUCCGAGGUUUCCAUGUUGCUUCCCCCCGCGACUCUAGGGAACCGGUAACCUUCCGAGCACGAAGCAAGCCUUCUCGCCCCCAAAACCAUGCAAGUACCGCGGCGAUAAAUGCUGUGAAGAAGCAACGAUUCAGCGCCACGGCGCACUGGCGCAGGACUCAGGCUGUUUACAACCCGCAGAAGGAUGAAGAUGGGAAUGACAUGCUCCUAGAGAUCACCCCGCGUGCUGCUAAUCGCCUCUCUCAAAUCAUGGCGAAAGACGAAAACCCGAACCUCGCGCUGCGCAUCUCCGUCGAGUCAGGCGGCUGCCAUGGUUUCCAGUAUCUCAUGUCAUUAACAACAUUACCACCUUCGUUACCCUCAGCUCCUCCCACAUCCUCCUCACCCGUCGACAACCCACAUCACCCACCGCCGGAAAUCUCGACCUCACCACCUCACCCCGCGGGCAGCAGCGCCGAAUCUUCGAAGACAGCCGCCAAAGUCGCCCCCUCAACCACAACCAGCGUAAGCGAAGACGACACAAUCUUUGCCUUCAUCGCCGACCCCUCCUCCUCCCCCGACCAACCCCCCACACCCGCACAACCCAGCCUCCCAAAAAUAAUCCUCGACGGACCCAGCCUCGAGCUACUAAAAGGCAGCAAAGUAGACUUUGCAAUGGAGCUCAUCGGUAGCCAAUUCAAGAUCGUCGACAACCCCCUCGCGACGAGUAGUUGUGGAUGCGGGACGAGUUUUGAUAUCAAGCUAUAGACCAAAAUACCCACUUAAACAUCCCUUGCCUAGGUACAUACUUCACUCCAAGUUCAUUUCUUUGGGGAUACCCUGUAUAUUCUCGAAACGAUGCUUUGAUAGAAUGCAAAUAGCAUAUAGCAUGCAUGUUACCUUGGAUUGGCACCUACUGUUGUGCCUCCACUGGAAAAAUAAUUGUACAUUUCUGCUGCAUUGAGGGUGUGAAAAUGUAUAGAAGUGGCUUUAUGAUAGCUGUUAACAGACCAUGUUGAUAUCUAAGACUUGGAAUAGGCCUCGUCGAGCUUUACCGUAUGUACAAUUAUUCAUGCCUUUGCAUUGAUACUCG
Hypoxylon trugodes is the source of this 1476-nucleotide messenger RNA. RefSeq lists its product as uncharacterized. Bases 252 to 1151 code for a protein of 299 amino acids. NCBI's taxonomy places the organism in Eukaryota, Fungi, Ascomycota, Sordariomycetes, Xylariales, Hypoxylaceae. The record is from RefSeq and is a predicted model, not a curated record. Gene Ontology annotation, biological process: iron-sulfur cluster assembly. Gene Ontology annotation, molecular function: iron ion binding; 2 iron, 2 sulfur cluster binding; 4 iron, 4 sulfur cluster binding. The transcript has 2 exons. Gene Ontology annotation, cellular component: mitochondrion.